Molecule: messenger RNA, 5877 nt
Organism: Metarhizium brunneum ARSEF 3297
Lineage: Eukaryota; Fungi; Ascomycota; Sordariomycetes; Hypocreales; Clavicipitaceae
Source: RefSeq, a predicted model, not a curated record
AUGGCUGCGGCCGAAGUUUUGGCGUUCACAGAAAGCUGGAGAGAAAGCGGACAAGGCUGGUUCGGAACAGCAGAGACCUUGAGGACUGGCUGGGAUAAGAGGUCAUUGCAGCUUCAAUUGACGCGUAUUUCCGUUGCAUGGAUCAACAGUAGGAGCUCUCAUUUGGUAUGGCUUGGCUCCGCCGAAUUGUUGCCCUACGACACUGGGUCUGGCUCUAACACUUUUGGUUGUCUGCAGGCUUCAAAUCCAUCACGACCUCCAAGCGGCAGGCCACUCUUGGUAUCAGACUUUUGGUCUAGGCGGUCUAAUAGGUUGCCAAACGAUACUCCACCCCCCGAUUCUUCAUUUGAUGUAUGCGAUCCUACCGACACAUGCUGCUUUGCUCGCCAACGGAACCCGUCCUGCGUGAAUCGUCUUCUUCUACAGAAACCAGGCGAAGAUGCAGAGAAACCGCACAGGUCUGAAAAUGAUCUAUUCUCGGAUCCAGUCCUGGGUGUCACCGUGGACUUCGACUCCCGGCAUGGCAUAAUUGAGGCUGCUAAAAAGAAGAAGAAUGCCGCCCAGAAAGCCGCGGCAGCUGCAAAGGCGUUUGACGAUAAUAACGGUGGUGAUAAAAACGGGGACGGCGAGGAAAAUAACAACGGCGGUGGAGAUCAAGGCGGUGGGGAUCCCGGAAGUGGCAGCGCUGGCGGUGCCGGUGAUGGCUCUGGGGGCGGUAAUGGAGACGAGGACAAAGACAAGGACAAGGACGGGUCUGGCGAUGCGAAGGAGGAUGACCCUUGGGAUGACUUCAUGCCAGCCAAAUCCAAGAAGAAAAAAGGCAAGAAGGGUGCCGAUGCGGAAGCAGAAGCGGCACCAGCGGUUCCCACUGCAGACGUUGGAGGAGACGCCUUCCACGAAAUAAAACUUGGCGACGAUUCUGGAGGCAAAUUAGACAUGAACUUUGGUUCUACCGAUACUAAAGACAGUUUCGGGGCAUGGGGUACAAAAUGGAACACGGGCGGCAGUGGCGGCGGCAGUGGCAGUAACUGGGAUUGGUCUGCGACAGGCGGUGGCGACGCCGGAGCUGGGACAGAUCCCAAAAAGGACGAGCUUGACUCUAAUCCAUGGAAUACCAAAGGCUCAAAAGCGAAGAAUGGCAAAACUACGUUUUCGUUUGGAUCCCUGGAUAAACCCGAAACCGAAACGGAAGACCAAGGUUCCGCUGGGCCCAAAGAAGACGACUUCGGGUUUACAACUGCCGUCUCUGGAAAAAAAGGCAAGAAGAAGAAGGGAACCAGCAUCUGGGGCGCAGAUACUGUUGAAGAUUCGAAGGAUACAGUUGUCGAGAACACAGAUGCCGGUACGGCGGGGGACCCCUGGGGCUGGACGUCAACCAAGAAGAAGGGGAAGAAGGAAGAGCUUGAGCUAGAGCCUGAACCGGAACCAGAACAAAAUAUCCCGCCGCCACCAGUUGAUGAUUGGAUGGCCCCUACUUCGAAAAGCAAGAAGAAGAAGAAAGGAGCCGUUGCUGUUGAAGAGCCAGUUGAACCAUCCAAAUCAGACCCUGAACCCCUUAAGGAGGAGGCUGAUGAUAUCUGGGACACUUGGGGUACUGGGAAGAAGGAUAAGAAGAAGAAAGGCGAGGAACCACCAGCUCCACCACCUGAGCCGGAACCUGCGCCUGCCGAUGACUUCUGGGGCGCCGCGACCACAAAAAAAAGCAAGAAGAAGGGUAAAGCAGCCGCCGAACCAGAGCCAGAGCCGGAACCUGUCAAAGAACCGGAACCGGAACCUGAACCUGAGCCUGUGAAGAAGGAUGAAGAUAGCUGGGGUAUCGCGACGACCAAGUCUGGCAAAAAGGACAAGAAGAAGAAGAAAGCAUCCAUGUGGGAUGAUCCCGAGCCAGCUGCCGCGCCAGCCGUGCCUGAGUCCCCUCCAGAAGAGCCCCCAAAAGAGAACAAGGAAGAGGCUGACGAUAUCUGGGGCAUGGCUAGCAACUCAAAGAAGAAGAAAAAGAAGAAUAAGGAUCUAGACCCUGAACCUGAACCAGAGCCCGAACCUGAAGCUGAAACCCAGCCUAUACCUGAACCUGAUCCAGAGGAAAAGGAACCAGAAGAUAUUUGGGGCACAGUCAAUUCGUCAAAGAAGGACAAGAAAAAGAAAAAGAAGGGGGUGGCCGAGGAGGUCGUUGUACCAGAACCAGAACCAGAGUCCCAGCUGGAGCCGGAGCCAGAGCCGGAGCCAGAAAAGAAGUCAGAGGAUGAUCUUUGGGCCGGCCUCUCGAAAAAAGAACAGAAAAAGAAGAAGAAAGGUGCUGUCGAGGAGACGAAGGAGGCGGUAGCUCCCACAGAGCCAGAACAGUCCGUUGACGAUGGAUGGGGCUCUUGGGGUGCAAGUUCCAAAAAAGACAAGAAGAAGGAAGGCCUCAAAGAAGAGCCGACGAAAGAUGACGUCUGGGGCUUUGGAAGUAGCUCUAAGAAAGACAAGAAGAAGAAGAAGGGUGCCUCUGACUUGAUUGAACUGGACGACCCGGAUAAAACGGCCUCUAGUGAAGAACCCCUAAAAGAUACUGUGGAAGCUACUGGCGAUGAUGAUUUCUUUAGCUCUUGGGGAACUGGCAAGAAAGACAAGAAGACGAAAGGAUCCGAUGACUCAUCCUUAAAGCCCGACAGCAUUGAGGAACCCGUUGACAACCUUUGGGGUGCUGUCACUAAAAAGGAUAAGAAAAAGAAGGACAAGACGAAAGACGACCCCGUGGAAGUAAAGGAAGACACAACUGGUGAGACAGUCCAACCCGAUGCAGUAGAGGAGAUCAAGGACAGCAAGGUUGAUGAUGACGGCGACUGGGCCUGGCCAUCAUCUACUAAAAAGAAAUCAAAAUCGAGCAAGGAUACCUUAGCUGAUCCACCCCCUCCCGCGCCCACUCCCCCCUGUAUGGACCUUACUGAACCAGAAGAUCGAACAGGACAAGCCGAUGCCGAUCCGUGGGAUGACCUGACUACGUCUAAAUCGAAGUCUAAAUCCAAAGAUAAGGAAGCAGAGAAGGAAAAAGGAAAGUCGAAGACUGAAAAGGAACCGAAGCUGAGCGAGAAGGACCUCAAGAAACUCGAGAAGGAAAAGAAGAAGGCCGAGAAAGCUGAAAAGGAACGACUGGAGCAAGAAGCUAAGGAAGCUGCCGAGCGAGAAGCUGAAGAACUUGCUGCUAGGGAGGCGGAAGAAAAGGCAAGACUCGAAGAGGAAGAAAGCGCCCGAAUUGCUGCAGAAGAAGCUGCAAAAGAAGCUGCAAUUGUCCAAGAGGAGGAAGAGCUUGCGGCUCUAGAGGAGAAGAAAGCAAAGAAGGGCAAGCUCAAUAAGAAGGACACAGAGAAGUAUAAUCGCUUAAAAGAGAGUGUUGAUAAGCGAGCAGACGGAAAGGCUGCCGAGGAGGCCGAGGAACAGGCAGCACGGGCAGCAGAGGAGCAGGCAGCAAAGGAAGCAGAGGAACAAGCUGCAAAAGAGGCAGAGGAACAAGCUGCAAAAGAAGCUGAAGAACUAGCUGCACGAGAGGCGGAGGAGAAAGCCGCCCGAGAAGCCGAGGAAGCCGCUAAGAAGUCUUCUAAGAAGAGCUCCAAGUCGAAGGAGAAGGAGAAGGAGAAAGACAAGAAAAAGGACAAGAAAUCGUCAAAAGAGAAAGAGCCAGAGAAGGCACCAGAGCCGGAGCCAGAGCCAGACGCCGUGCCUGAACCGGUACCUGAGCCAGAACCCGAGUUGAAACCAGAGGAAGUGGAAGAGCUGCUUGCUCCAAAGGUAACAAAUGAUGCAUUCAGUUUUUGGGGGGUAGGCGGGUCCAAGAAAUCCAAGAAAGUUCUGGAAGAUGCUGUCAACGACAAGGACACGACACCAUUAACCCAGGCGGCUGAGGCUGUCUCAAAGGGGGUCUCGUCACGAAAAGCUGUUGGGGGAAGGAUUGCAGACAAGCUGAAGACUUUUGAGGCUGCACCGGAAGAGCCCCUGGCAGACCCUAUUCCUCCUCCACCCGCGCCACCAACUCCUCCAAAAGAAGAGAAGAAGAGCUCCAAGUCCAAGAAGAAAUCCAAGGAGAUAGAAGAGACUGAACAUGAGAGUUCGUCUUCAAAGAAGAGCCAUAAGUCUUCUGAAUUACCUGGAAGCUUCCCGGCUGACGAUGACGAAGAUGACAUAGUUGCAAUCGUUGACAUGGCACCAAAAGACAAGCCAAAGAAGAGCAAGAAGAGCAAGACAAAGGACGAAGGGCUACCUCCGCCUCCGCCUCCGCCUGUGCCCAUGCCCCCGGCUGUUCCUGAUGCUCCGUUGACCCCUCCACCUGAACCGAAAUCAUCUAAAAGAGACCGACCUAAGAUCAAUGGCGACGGUGCUUCGUGGGCAAAGUGGAGCACGACGCCAGCGACAGCGCGAAAGGAGGAAAGAAAAGAAGAUAGAAAGACAUCUUCGUCUUCGAAGUCCAAGUCUGACAAACCAUCUAAGCGUUCUUCUGACAAAACCUCAUCCAAGGAUUCCGGCUCGGACAAGGCAGAUCGUGCAGAGAAGUCAGACAAAGCAGCUAGUAAGGUCCGCAUGUCUGCCAUGUUCAGCACGCCACCUAUCUCGAGAUCCAUGUCCACUCGAGAUAAAGAGAGGCGUGGAGGCACUAGCGGAAGGCCAUCUUCACGCAGGCAUUCCAUGGAUGUCCAUGGUCUGGCUUCGCCCCCGCCAGAGAAUUUACCUGAUAUGUCGUCAAAGGCUGCCAAGGUCCUGGGCAUUGACAAGUCAGGCGGCAAGAAGAAGUCUCGAAGACGCCCUGAGGGCGAUGAUUUCGUAAUGGCGGGAGCUCUUGACGCUGAUCCUAGUGCGGCAAAGCGCGACAAGCGCAGAUCCAGGAGAUUCCCUGAAGAUGACGUUGUCAUGGUUGACUCCGGUAUUCCAUCAGAACCCCCGUUGAAGCGCGGCGCGUCGGCGUCCAAAAAGUCAGGGUUUGCUAGUCUCUUUGGCGGAUUAAUGACUCCAAAAUCAGCGAGGUUGGAUGCCAACGCUGAGGCUGAGGCAACAACGGGCGAAACAGACCGCGACACUCGUAGCUCAGCCCGAAGGUCGCGACGUAGCGAUCGAGAACAAAAUGACAAAGCAAGUGACGAAUCCCGGCGCGAAAGACGACGAAGGCGUGAGGAAGACACCGAGGUUCGUAAAGGCGACGACAAAGAAGCUAGAAGAGCUGAACGUCGCGCCGCACGCCGUGAAGCAGAAGAGCAGCGUGUCCAGGAAGAGCGAGAGGUCGAGAGAGCCGAGAGGACUGAGCGGCGUCGUUUGCGCAAAGAAAGGGAAGCCGCUGCCCUCGCUGUGGAGAGAGAUGCCAACGAGGCACGCCGGGGUUCUAAACAAGACCGCCGCCGCUCUCAACAUAUUGAUGUAACCGCCGAAGACGACCCUGAGCGUCAACGUAGACGAGAACGCCGUGCUGCCCGCGCCGCUGCAGAAGGUCUCGAUGGCCACAAGAGGAAGAGCAGUCGACGACGCACUGAACCCUCCGGCGACGAGCAGAUAUAUCCGCACAAGGACCGCAGACGAGAAAGCAAAAAUGGCACAGCCUGGCCACAUUCUGGGACGUCCUCGUGGGUCAAGGACCACUCGGACGCGCCGCCACCACCCGAGGACGGCGACCCAACCAAUGAAGAUAAAGUCAGACGUGAAGCGCGGCGAGCUCGACACAGGGCCAAACUAGGUGAUAUGACGGCAGAUGAUAUAGACGACCAACGUCGACGUCGCGCAAGACGUGAAGGACGAGAGCGAGAAAGACGUGUUGCUGGCUCAGAAGGCAGUGACGAGCGGCAAGAGAGCAGAAGGAACUCAGUUUUAGUUGACCCUGCUCCUCGAACAAGCUGGUGGAGGAAGUUAACUGGAUAA